Molecule: messenger RNA, 1074 nt
Organism: Penicillium pulvis
Lineage: Eukaryota; Fungi; Ascomycota; Eurotiomycetes; Eurotiales; Aspergillaceae
Product: sodium:calcium antiporter
Exons: 2
Coding region: 1-1074 (357 amino acids)
Biological process (GO): intracellular calcium ion homeostasis; calcium ion transmembrane transport
Cellular component (GO): membrane
Molecular function (GO): calcium channel activity; calcium, potassium:sodium antiporter activity
Source: RefSeq, a predicted model, not a curated record
AUGAAUUGGGAUGCUUUAUGUUUCGGUGUUGCCACUUUCAUUGCAGGCGUGUUUGUACUUGACUAUGGGGCAGACAAAUUCAUCGACCACACCGUCAUUGCCGGACGGCGCCUGGGCAUCUCGCAAACUGUCAUUGCCCUCCUGACAGCUGGGGCUGAAUGGGAAGAGCUCGCUGUGGUGGUUGCCGCCAUCCUGCAGCAUCGUAGCCCCCUGGCCCUUGGGAACGUCACGGGCUCGACUAUCUCCAACACUCUCGGCGCCUUUUCUUUAGGGUUACUCUUCCAUCCGCAGGGCCUGGAGUUUGACCGCAGCGCAAAGAUAUACUCGGCCCUGUCGUUCGUGCUUACGACGUUCUUCGUGGUGCUAGCAUUCUUCAACCAAUUGAACCAGAUUGUUGGUGGGGUCCUGAUUGCCAUGUUCGCUUUUUACAUUGUGUCUAUCAUCUACACUAUCUACAAGGGGGUGGUCUCACCACCGGAGCUAUCGGACAGUGACAGCGACGGGGAGUCUAGUGACAGCGAUGACGGUGAAGUCAAUCAUGGCCCUGUCUCCGAGACCUCUCCUCUCAUCGAGAGUGAGCAUGCGCCGUCAUUGCCAGACAAAGGGAGCAGACGAAGCAGGAGUCUCACUUACCACAUAUUCCAACUCUUUCUCGGAUUUGUAUCGCUUUCUCUGUCAGGAUACAUCCUCUCUCACAGCGCCGUCACCAUCGCCGACUCCGUGCAUCUCUCGGGAACCGUCUUCGGGCUGACUGUUGUCUCCUUUGCGACUACUCUCCCAGAGAAACUGGUUGCUAUCCUCAGUGGUUCUCGUGGUCAUGGCGGCAUUAUGGCUGCGACAACGGCAGGAAGCAACAUUUUCCUGCUAACGCUCUGCGUUGGUGUCAUCGCAGUGGCGGGGGACCAGAUACAAGAGGCGGAUAACUUUGUCUCUUUUGAGCUGGUAGCAGUAUGGUUGUCCUCUCUGUUAUUUUGCGCUGUAAUCUUCUUGGGACUGGGAAGGAGUGCAGGUUUAGUGCUCUUGGUUUCCUACCUCGUGUUCCUGUGCCUAGAGUUUACCGUUUACCGGCGGUGA